AUGCUCCAAAUUUUAGUUCUGUGCCAACUCUCCCGAAACGUUUGUGAAGGCUGCUCACGCGGUAGUAUCAAUUUGGGAUGUCCACAGAAAAUCGCCAAACAUGGGCACUAUGGAGCAUUUCUACAGGAUGAAUGGGACCUGAUUAGGAGCAUUGUUAAUCGAGCUGUUAAUGAGCUGGACAUACCAGUCACAUGUAAGAUACGUAUCUUCCCCGAUGUGGGACGAACUGUGUCGUACGCUAAGAUGCUUGAGGCCGCUGGAGCAUCCCUGCUCGUUGUGCAUGGUCGGACUAGAGAAAUGAAAGGCCAGCUGACCGGACUUGCUGAUUGGAAUCAAAUAAAAAGAGUCAAGGCGGAGCUCACCAUACCUGUGAUUUCCAACGGGAACAUUCAGUACCCAGAUGAUAUUGCUCGUUGUCUUUCAGUAACUAACGCAGACGCCGUCAUGAGUGCAGAAGGUCAUCUCCACAAUCCAGCCAUCUUCGCCGGAUUGCAACCUUCCGUGUACAGUAUGUGCAUGGAAUAUCUGGACAUUGUGAAACAGUAUCCAACAACCAUGCCGAUUGUCCGGGGGCAUAUAUUCAAACUGCUACAUCAUGCGUUGGUCGUACAUCCACACUUUCGCCAGACCGUCGGAUGUGCCCAGAAUUUGGAGGAAAUGCUGAGCAUUGUCCAAGAAAUGAGAGACGUUUGUUCGGCCUGCGAAUCGAAUGCCGAACAAAUAUCCCUACACCCUCACUGGAUCUGUCAGCCAUAUGAACGACCUAAGUUGGCAACAGGGAAAGAAGUUCCGAACUCCCCUAUUAACACCGCUGCAGCAAGCGCCGAUGCAAGCCAACCAUCUUACAGACAUAUUCUUCAGGAAGAGAGACGCAUCCGACGGGAAACGAAGAGAGAAGCAAAAUCACUGAAGCGAGCAUUGUCCGAAAAGGCCAGUUUGCUUUGCAAACAGUGCCGGAUUAAUCGUAGUAUUCUUCGUUUAGUGCACAACGCAUUCGUCGUAUGCCGCAUCGUGAGUGACGUUGAUCAACACCGAGUGCUCGGUCUCUUACUGUUUCGUGUAUGGCUACUGGUUCCUAUCUCCUAA
This is a messenger RNA of Opisthorchis viverrini, 1086 nucleotides long. RefSeq lists its product as hypothetical. Bases 1 to 1086 code for a protein of 361 amino acids. Lineage: Eukaryota; Metazoa; Platyhelminthes; Trematoda; Opisthorchiida; Opisthorchiidae. The record is from RefSeq and is a predicted model, not a curated record. The transcript has 8 exons. Gene Ontology annotation, molecular function: tRNA dihydrouridine synthase activity.